UAUGUUAAAAUCUGCUGUACUUCAAUUUGAUUCUCCUAAGUAUGCUUAACAAAGUGUCAUUAAGGAUAUAAAAACUAUCAAAGAAUUAUUAAAAGGAGAAGAUUAUUUUUAAUUAAGAUAAAAAUUAAAUGAAGUAUUUGGUAAGAAAAUUAAUGAUCAAUAAUAAUAAAUAACAAUUUAAUAGAUUUAACAUUAAUAAUAAUAAUACCAACAACAUUAAUUAACAAAUAGUGUUAGAUAAAGGACUUCUAGUAAUUAAGAGGAUACAAACUAACCAAAAAAGUAGAUUUUUCGUAGAAUUUAUGUUGCCAGAGAAAUUGAUAAAACCUAAAAAGAGUAACCAUCAUUAGGAGAAAUCAAAAAAAUUAACUAUACUCCUUUACGUAAUCGAUAAUCUCGUGUUAAAAUGAAUAGUUCCAAUAUUAGAUAGAAAACUAUAGAGCAAACAUCAUCAUAAUAACAAUAGCAAUCUGCUAUUUAAUAAUAAUGCUUACCAAUUAUUAAAAGCUUUGUAAAUAUGGAGGAAUACUAAAAGCAAUAACAAUAAAUCAAAAAAAAAAAAGAUUAAUAAAAAAAGAAGAUUAUGUAAAACAAAUUUAUUGAGUUUGAUAAAGUUUUGAAUUAGUUAAUAAAAUGA
This is a messenger RNA of Paramecium sonneborni, 637 nucleotides long. The record is from the annotation of a GenBank genome assembly. Lineage: Eukaryota; Ciliophora; Oligohymenophorea; Peniculida; Parameciidae.